This is a messenger RNA of Phycomyces blakesleeanus NRRL 1555(-), 4592 nucleotides long. RefSeq names its product glycoside hydrolase family 133 protein. The record is from RefSeq and is a predicted model, not a curated record. The transcript has 7 exons. Gene Ontology annotation, molecular function: amylo-alpha-1,6-glucosidase activity; 4-alpha-glucanotransferase activity. The coding region runs from base 413 to 4504 and encodes 1363 amino acids. Gene Ontology annotation, biological process: glycogen catabolic process. NCBI's taxonomy places the organism in Eukaryota, Fungi, Mucoromycota, Mucoromycetes, Mucorales, Phycomycetaceae.
CAUUUCUUCAGAAAUUCCCCUCCUUUAUGCCAUCACGCUCUCUGACGAUGGAUCCCCUGAAGACAAGAAAGCGUAUAUUCGUAUUCCGCUCAAUGAGAAGACAGCGAUACUUCGCUUCAUUCUUAAAGCAGGGACAUCAGCAGCCGGAGGUCAUCCAACGCUCUGUACAAACUACCCCGUUAAAGGUGCUUUUGAUAGGCACUCAUUUCAUCCUAUACCCUUUGUCACAGACGAAAAACUAUUGGGUGCCUAUUGUGAUGUUGAAGUUAUCAACCCAGGUGUAUAUGAAUACCGCGUUGAGUACACCAAUAACACGAAAAAGCAAGUUUCAACAUCCGGGUUCAUUGUAGCCGAGCCUAGGUUAACAAUUGAGACCAAGGAUGGCAAAAAACCAUUGCCAUUGGACGCUCUUAUGGCUCUAUCAGUUGUGCCAAAGUGGAUGGGACCUGUUACAGAAUGGAAAAAGCAGUUGGAUAUGAUCCACAGCGGGGGGUAUAAUAUGAUUCAUUUUGUGCCCAUGCAAAAACGCGGUUCUUCAGACUCCCCUUAUAGUAUCAGCAACCAAUUGGCUUUCGCAGAUGACCUGUUCAACUCCAAAGACGUCAAAAAAUCCGACAAGGAAAAACUAGCCAUAGUUGAAAGCACCUUGAGACGUAUUCAAAAAGAUUAUGGUAUUUUAUGUCUAUCAGAUGUUGUGUGGAACCACACUAGCGACACCUCGCCAUUUUUGCUAGAGCACCCAGAAGCAGGUUACAAUUUACACAAUUCUCCUCAUAUUGUACCUGCGUAUGAGUUGGAUACUGCAUUUAUUGAACUGUCUGUAAACAUGGAGGAGGCGGGCUUGCCUCGCAAUAUUACGUCUGAAAGAGAUGUGGAUAUUAUCAUGUCCUACGCAGCUAAACACACCAUCCCUGCACUGAAAUUGUACGAAUACCUUGUCCUCAAUGUCACUGAGCAAAAGGAGACUUUCAAAAAGGCAUUGCUAGAGAAAAUUAAGUGUGAUCCUAGAAAGUACCUCGGGCGUCGCGAUCUUGGACACUUGUCACUCAAAGAACAGGCCGAUAUUUUGAGCGAAGAUGCUGUCAAAAAUGGCAGCCCUGGAAAGCGUUUCAAUAAAUCAGUUGACCUUUCCCACGCCCUUUCCUUUGUUUUGGCAUUGAACGGUAUUCACACGAUAGAUACUGUAGGAGGACAAGAAGACAAAUUAGUUGAGAAAUAUGGUCACAUACUGGAUGAGUAUAACUUGCCUUACUAUAAGAUUUACGACGAAAAUGUCAGUGCUGCUAUUAGCAAUAUCAAGAGCCGUCUUUCCUACACCAGAUUAGACCAGAAUGGGCCCAAGUUUGGAGAAAUCACAAAGAGUUCCCCUAUUGUUGAGAGUUACUUCACUCGUCUUCAAGACAAGGAUAAUAAGCACCCUCCUGGAAGUAUGCAGCUAGCUAACAACGGCUGGAUCUGGAAUGCCGAUCCUAUGAACGACUUUGCUGGACCCAACUCUCAGGCCUAUUUACGCCGGGAGGUCAUUAUCUGGGGUGAUUGUGUAAAGCUUCGAUAUGGAAAGUCGCCAAAAGAAAACCCAUGGUUGUGGAAUCAUAUGCGUGAAUAUACCGAGCAAGUUGCAAACAUGUUCCAGGGUAUCCGCAUUGACAAUUGUCACUCAACUCCCAUUCCGGUAGCUGAGUACCUUUUGGACGCUGCCCGCAAGAUUCAGCCCGAUCUUUACGUUCUUGCUGAGCUUUUUACCGGAUCACCAGAUACCGAUAACUUGUUCGUUUCUAGAUUGGGUAUCCAUUCACUUAUUAGAGAAGCCAUGCAAGCUUGGGAUACACACGAAUUAUCACGUCUAGUUCAUCGUCACGGAGGAAAACCUGUGGGAAGUAUGGAUGAAGAUAUGACAUGGAGGUGCGUCCCGUAUGAAAGGGAGGAGUAUGACCAGGUUUACUAUAUUCCUGUUUCUCAUGGCAGCAUGCCCCGGGCUCUCUUUAUGGAUUGCACUCACGAUAAUGAGACGCCUUUUCAAAAGAGACUUGCUGAAGACACGUUGCCAAAUGCUGCCAUUGUUGCUUUCUCCGAUUGUGCUACUGGAAGUGUAAAGGGGUAUGACGAGAUUUACCCGCGUUUAUUGGAUAUUGUUGGUGAGCACCGCCACUACUCUACAAAAAACACUAAAUAUGCCGGUAUUGUGGAAGUUAAGAGCAAGCUCCAGAAACUUCAUCUCGACAUGUCUAUUCAGGGAUACACAGAAGUACAUGUCCACCAAGAGAAUGACUACCUUCUAGUACACCGGCAGAGUCCCGGAUCCCAAGAAGGCUAUUUGCUUAUUUCGCGCACUGCAUUCCCUAACGCUUCCACCGGUAUUUCACCCAUAAGAUUACGUAAAACUCAGGCUACCUUUGUCCUUGGAGCAUCGCUAAAGAUUGACGGGCAUAAGGUUGUUGACGAAACCAUACUUUCCGGGUUACCAAGCCAUGUCGAGACCAUACCAUCCCCUGAUUUUGAGCACUACGAAGAUGAGAAAGGAAGCUAUACGCUAGUAGUCCUUCCUCAAUCCUUUACUCCCGGAUCAAUUUAUGUUCUCAAGACUUCUAUUGGAGAUGUAUACAAGAAUGCACGUGAGAUUAUUAGGACCAUGGAUGAUGCAGUUGUAAAAGAUUUGGACUUGCUUGAUUGUAAUGUAGCCUUGUACCGAUGCGAAAGCGAAGAGAUGGAUGCUACUGGUGGCGAUGGGGUUUACAACGUCUCCGGUUAUGGAAAAUUUGUAUAUGCAGGUCUUCAGGGAUUCAUGUCUGCUCUGACACCUAUUAUCAUUAACAAUGACCUUGGGCACCCUGUGUGCAACAACCUAAGAGAAGGAAAAUGGAUGCUUGAUUACGUAGUGAAUCGUUUGGAACGCCAGCAUGAACAGUAUCCUCAUCUUAAGCCACUAUCAGACUGGUUCAAUUCAAGAUUCGAUGUGGUUAAACAGAUGCCCGACUUCCUUGUGCCAAAAUACUUCGCUAUGACUAUCCAAACUGCUUACGACAAGAUUUACACCCAUGCUUUAGCUUGUAUGUCACCACUCGUUCAAAAUGGAGACCAAUUUUUGAAGCAAUUGGCUUUGUGUAGUGUCCAGAUGUAUGGCCAGGUUCCUUCAGCUGGAUUACAUCCCACUAAAUCCGGGCCUUGUCUUGCUGCUGGAUUGCCUCAUUUUACCACUGGUGCAUUCCGCACUUGGGGCCGUGAUGUAUUUAUCUCUCUUCGUGGACUUUUACUUGUUACAGGGCAAUUUGGUGCGGCCAAAAACCAUAUAGUUUCCUUUGGUAGCUCAUUGAAGCAUGGCCUAAUCCCUAAUCUUUUGGAUGCUGUACGCGUUCCUCGUUACAACGCUCGCGAUGCUGCAUGGUUCUUUAUGCAAGCUAUCCAAGACUAUUACAAUAUGGCCCCAGAUGGUCCUUCUAUUCUUACCACAAAGGUCCUUCGCCGAUUUCCAAAAGACGACCGCUUUGUACCUGUAGAAGAAGGCUACCAAUACGCGUCUACCAUUGGCGAGAUCAUGCAAGAGAUAUUACAACGCCAUGCCCAAGGCAUUCAUUUUAGAGAAUAUAACGCAGGAGAGGCUAUUGAUCGCCAGAUGAAAGACCAGGGUUUCAAUAUUGACAUUGAUGUGGAUUGGGAGACCGGCGUGUUGGUUGGUGGUAAUGAGUUUAAUUGUGGUACAUGGAUGGAUAAGAUGGGCGAGAGUGAAAGAGCUCACAAUAAAGGCUUCCCUGGCACAUCCCGUGAUGGUGCGCCUAUCGAAAUUACUGGUUUGCUUAAGAGUGCAUUACGGUUUGUCUUGGAACUUUACAAGAAAAAGGAGUUUGCGUGGACGAGUGUUCAAGUUAAUGGCAAGGCACUGUCAUACCAACAUUGGAAUGAUUUAUUGCAAAAAAACUUUGAGCGUAUUUACUAUGUUCCCAAAGAUCCUUCUGAAGACCACGCUUAUGAUAUUGACCCUCGUAUUGUCCAUCGCCGUGGAAUUUACAAAGACGUUUGGAAAGCAGCCAAGCCUUACACAGAGUAUCAGCUCCGUUGUAAUUUCCCUGUUGCCAUGACAGUUGCACCCGAACUUUUUGACGAGGAACAUGCAGCAGAAUGUCUACGCUUCACUAAGAAUAUAUUGGUUGGUCCUCUUGGUAUGUCCACUUUGGAUCCAGCAGAUCGAGAAUACCACCCCUACUAUUUUAACAGUGACGAUUCGGAUGAUUUCUUGGUUGCCAAGGGACGUAAUUACCACCAAGGACCCGAAUGGAUCUGGCCACUUGGCUACUACCUCCGUUCAGUCUAUAUUUUCAAUGCCAUGCCUCCGCAAUCUAUUGCUCGUAUUUUGCGUGCUCAUCGUGAAGAGAUUGCUACCAACCCUUGGCGCGGUUUGGCCGAGUUGACUAAUAAGAACGGAGAAAAAUGCUGGGAUUCGUGUGACACACAAGCGUGGUCAGCAUCAACUUUACUGGAUCUUUUGCAGGGCAUGAUUGAAGGAGCUUAAGAUAGUUUUGUUGUGUAGAUAAAAUAAAUAGCAUUUUGUUUUAUUUUAUUAUCCAUAAAAAUCACUUUUUGCCUAGCAGAAGAGCUCU